Messenger RNA from Suricata suricatta (meerkat), 1687 nucleotides. It is a transcript of the gene SYT10, whose product is annotated as synaptotagmin 10. Gene Ontology annotation, biological process: regulation of calcium ion-dependent exocytosis; calcium-ion regulated exocytosis; regulation of dopamine secretion. The transcript has 7 exons. The coding region runs from base 1 to 1572 and encodes 523 amino acids. The record is from RefSeq and is a predicted model, not a curated record. Lineage: Eukaryota; Metazoa; Chordata; Mammalia; Carnivora; Herpestidae. Gene Ontology annotation, molecular function: phosphatidylserine binding; calcium ion binding; calcium-dependent phospholipid binding. Gene Ontology annotation, cellular component: membrane.
AUGAGUUUCCACAAGGAGGACGGGGUGAGCAGCCUGUGCCAGAAGGCGCUGCACAUCGUCACCGAGCUGUGCUUCGCGGGCCAGGUGGAGUGGGAGAAGUGCUCGGGCAUCUUCCCCCGGGACAGGGGCAGCCAGGGCGGAAGCAACACAGAUAUUUCAGUCAGCUUGUUAGCGGUGGUUGUCAGCUUCUGUGGCCUGGCCUUGUUGGUUGUCUCGCUGUUUGUCUUCUGGAAGUUGUGCUGGCCUUGCUGGAAAAGCAAACCUGUGACUUCCAAUGUCAGUACCCUUCCACAGAGCAUUUCAAGUGCUCCUACUGAAGUCUUUGAGACUGAAGAGAAAAAAGAAGUUAAAGAAAAUGAAAAGCCAGCUCUAAAAGCUGUUGAGCCUGCUAUAAAAAUCAGCCACACUUCCCCUGAUAUCCCAGCGGAAGUCCAAAAUGCUUUAAAAGAACAUUUAAUUAAACAUGCACGUGUGCAAAGACAAAUUACUGAACCUACGUCCUCAUCCCGCCACAAUUCCUUCAGGAGACACCUACCAAGGCAAAUGCAGGUUUCCAGUGUUGAUUUUAGCAUGGGCACAGAACCCAUUUUACAAAGAGGAGAAACAACAACCAGCAUUGGGAGGAUAAAACCAGAGCUCUACAAACAGAAAUCUGUUGACUCUGAGGGCAACAAGGAAGAAGAUGUCAAAACCUGCGGGAAACUUAACUUCACUCUCCAGUAUGACUACGAAAAUGAAUUUCUGGUUGUUAAAAUUAUCAAAGCCUUAGAUCUCCCUGCUAAAGACUUCACAGGCACUUCUGACCCUUACGUGAAGAUGUAUCUUCUUCCAGAUAGGAAAAAGAAAUUUCAGACCCGUGUGCACAGAAAGACUUUAAAUCCUCUAUUUGAUGAAACUUUUCAGUUUCCUGUAGCAUAUGAUCAACUAAGCAACCGAAAACUACAUUUCAGUGUUUAUGAUUUUGACAGAUUUUCUAGACAUGACAUGAUUGGGGAAGUGAUUCUUGAUAAUUUGUUUGAAGUCUCUGAUCUCUCCAGGGAAGCCACAGUGUGGAAAGAUAUUCAUUGUGCUACCACAGAAAGCAUAGACCUGGGUGAAAUCAUGUUCUCCCUUUGUUAUUUGCCAACUGCUGGACGUAUGACAUUGACAGUCAUCAAGUGCAGAAAUCUGAAGGCUAUGGAUAUCACUGGGUCAUCAGAUCCUUAUGUCAAAGUGUCUCUGAUGUGUGAAGGUCGAAGACUAAAAAAGAGGAAAACAACUACAAAGAAAAAUACUCUAAACCCUGUGUACAAUGAGGCUAUUAUUUUCGAUAUCCCUCCAGAGAAUGUGGACCAGGUCAGCCUCUCCAUUGCGGUCAUGGAUUACGAUAGGGUAGGACACAAUGAGGUCAUAGGAGUGUGCAGAACAGGACUGGACGCUGAGGGUCUUGGACGAGACCACUGGAAUGAAAUGCUGGCCUAUCACCGAAAACCAAUCACACACUGGCACCCCUUGCUGGAGUUACCUGGCCGAGCAACCAGUUUUGAUAGUCAAGGAUCUUGUCCGUCUCCCAAACCACCUUCCACACCAUAAUGCCUCCAAAAUAAAGACCAUUUUAAUAAGGACCCAGGACCAUGUGCUCAUCAGACCAGAAAAAGAGUGGAAGGUUUGAUUUCCUCAUUUAAAAUAUAUCCUGAUAAUGAACAAA